Papilio xuthus (Asian swallowtail) is the source of this 1089-nucleotide messenger RNA. The record is from RefSeq and is a predicted model, not a curated record. Lineage: Eukaryota; Metazoa; Arthropoda; Insecta; Lepidoptera; Papilionidae.
CGGAAGGAGAUACUCGUCCUUGCAACAGACAUUAUGGCAAAGUUUAUCGUCCUAGUAGCGGCGCUCGCGGCCUGCCAUGCAGCGCCUGUUGAAAUCGUCGAACUUCCCGAGGGUGUAUUCCGUGUGGGCCGGUCUCCGGGUGUAGCCUGGAGCUUCGGCAGCGGUUUUGCCAGCGACAUCGGAGGUGUCCGGCACGCGUCCGGACAGUCCAGCUCCUUCCAGAGCGGGGACGCGCAAGCAUACGGCUCCGGCUUUGCUAACGCUAACAACAACUACGCCAGCGGCACUGCUUUCGCGCAGGCACCACAGGCAAUCCAGUACCCGACCGUUCAACACACUGUAGUACGACAACCAGCCCAUCAAAACAAUAUUCUGGUGCAACCCGUGCCACUCGUCCAAUACAGUGUGGUGAAGCAACCGGCACAGCAACAUAAUGUAGUCCAGCAUCCCGUCAGCCAUCAACACGCCACCAUAGCUCAUCACCAACCCGCCCAAGUAGCUGUUACAGUGCCGAAAAAACCUAGCAAACCUAUCAACCACAACUUCAACAACUUUGGAUCGGCGAGCUCCUCGGCAGCUGCCAACUCUUACAACGGAUUCGGUUCUGCCACUUCCAAUGUUUACAACAACGGCUACAACCAGUAUCAGAACGCGGCAGCUUCGGCACAGAACUACAACGGCCUAGGCUACGAGUCCGCGGUGGCGUCUGCCAACUCUAACGGAUUCGGUCAUGGAUCAGCUGUAUCCUCGGCUCAGAACAUCGGUAACCAGGGAACCGCCGUAUCGUCUGCACAAACCCUCGACAGAUUUAACAACUUUCAAGCUUCGGUCGCGGCCGCGGAGAACUACGGCAACUACCAGGCAAGCACCGCACAGACCAUCAAGCAGAGAGGCAGCCAGGUGCAGCAGAGCAUCGCCAGCAGUGUGAACGCUCCAGGCUUCCAAGCAGCCAAUGCCAACGCCUACAAUACUGGCUUCUAUUAAACCUCUUAAAUUAUAAUAAUUUAUUUUAAUAUUUAUUACAAUUAAUUUAAUUCAAAUUCGCAUUGCAUUUUUUAUUUAUAGAAAUUGAAAUUAAAGGGAGUCUAU